AUGACCUGGCUCUCGGUUUUGGGGAGUGUGCUCUACUAUCUUUCGUUGCCAUUCACUACCGUUUUCACAACCGUCUACAAUUGGGUACUCAUAGCUCUUGCCCCUGCUCUACAUCUGGGACAUUAUUUGUUUUCGGGAAUGCUCUUGCCACUCAGAUUACUUGCAAAAUUUGAGACUCUCUAUAUCUAUUUGGGAGUAGCCGCCGUGAUAGGACUUCUCACUGGCUCCAUACUUCACAUGUCCUCGUCAAUCCUGGUGUCCAUCUUCAAUUUGACUCCAACGCCCGAAGAGAUAGGCCGAUCGGCUGCCUCCGUGAGAGCUGCCCGGGAGAAGAAGAAGCUUGAGCAGGCGUGGCAAAGCUCAACGACUAAAGUCGAAUCAGGGAAAUGGAAGGGUGAGCCUUCUACAGAUAAGAAGUAUUCUGAAUGGCUGGAGAUAGACCGGGACUUGUUGAGACAGACCAUUCUAGAGGAGGACGAUGAUUCGGAGGAGGGGUUCUGA
Messenger RNA from Hyaloscypha bicolor E, 501 nucleotides. RefSeq lists its product as uncharacterized. The record is from RefSeq and is a predicted model, not a curated record. The transcript is spliced from 2 exons. The coding region runs from base 1 to 501 and encodes 166 amino acids. NCBI's taxonomy places the organism in Eukaryota, Fungi, Ascomycota, Leotiomycetes, Helotiales, Hyaloscyphaceae.